CCCUGUUCAGGUGGGUGGUUCCUGCUAUUUCUCUUCGGGAGGGAAAUAGUUUUCGUUUCAGUACAGAGUUCCUGAAGGCGAUUGCCAGACUGACAGUUGAACACCGGGAGAUAGGUGACAGCUGGUGAUAUUAUAAGACUGGGAUACAGUAAGUGCCGGCAGUUAUAGUCGCCCACAGGGCUUCACUCUCUGCUUUGUCAGUUUCUGGUCACCUGAUUCCAAGGUUUGUCAACAAUCAGUGAGAUAAGCGCUGGCCCUGUGGCAUCAAUGAAUCUGUCAGAAGGAACCCGAUGGCUCCUGUUUUAAGGUACCAAACAUCUGUAGUGAAUCUGGUGUUGGUCUGCCAGUUACCUUUCUUGGUAUAUGGGUUUCCUCACUGGGCCGAAGAAUCCACUCCCAUGGGCAAAGAAAAAGUGUUCACUAACAGGGAAGAUGCCAGCCAAUACAUUAGGCGACAUUUGCUCUACAACCAGUUUGACUUUGAAAUGAUCGUCCCUGGCAAUUUGGAGAGGGAAUGUUACGAGGAGAUCUGCAACUACGAGGAGGCUCGGGAAGUCUUUGAGGAUCCAGAUACAGCGAUGGCAUUUUGGCAAAAAUACACCAGCAAAGAUUCCAAAGACGUUGUAAAGCUUGAUGUUGUCGGCUUACUCACUGGCAUCAUUUCUGGCGGGACGUUGCUAGUAAUCUUGGGCCUUCUUGGAUACUACUGGUAUAUGGUCUACUGUGCUCCACGAAGGCACCGUAAUGUCCAAGAUGGAAGCAUUGAAGACAGACAUAUAUCAAACAACUCCAGGAGCUCAGAGGAACUCCCUUUACAACCUACAGCCCCACUCCAGCUGCCGCCCCCUCCGUAUGACGAAGUUGUAUUGGAUGCAAGAAAUGACGAGCCCCCACCUCCUUACCCAGGGACACAGAAAAAGUCCUUUAAAAAAUCGUUAUCAAUUCCUGCACAUCAAAAGUAUCCGCUAUAGCAGCACCGUCCAACAUUUUGCCUACCAUGGGUCAAUGAUCUGCUAUUGCUUUUACCACUUGUCAGAGGGUGGGAUUCUAUUAUAAUGAUGGUGGAUGCGGUGAGCAGGAUGGGGGCCCAAAUAAAUCCCAUGGUGGGGUUACAUCUGGACCAAUGGGUCUUCAGUUAUACCAUCAUGCUGUUCACUAUAAGAAUACAUUAUCCUGAUUAAGAACAAGUGACUUAAAAUGACAUAGGGGCAGAUUUACUAAAGGGGCGAAGUGACUAACGCUGGCGAAUCUUCGUCAGCGUUACUGUUUUCAGGGACUUUGCUAACGGGCGCAGGCAUCACUACCUAAGUAGAUAGACACUAUCGGUGAUUCACACUCUAUUGCCAGGCAAAUUUUCGCUCUGGUGAAUGGACGUUACGCCGCAAAUUCAUGAUGCGGAUUUUAAUGAA
Xenopus laevis (African clawed frog) is the source of this 1409-nucleotide messenger RNA. RefSeq names its product proline rich and Gla domain 4 L homeolog (gene prrg4.L). Lineage: Eukaryota; Metazoa; Chordata; Amphibia; Anura; Pipidae. The coding region runs from base 291 to 971 and encodes 226 amino acids. The transcript is spliced from 6 exons. The record is from RefSeq and is a predicted model, not a curated record.